Molecule: messenger RNA, 3698 nt
Organism: Microtus ochrogaster (prairie vole)
Lineage: Eukaryota; Metazoa; Chordata; Mammalia; Rodentia; Cricetidae
Gene: Gask1b
Product: golgi associated kinase 1B
Cellular component (GO): Golgi apparatus
Source: RefSeq, a predicted model, not a curated record
AGCGUGGGGCCAGCGGUAGGCAGCCUUCCUUUCUCCUGGGAAAGGCAGACAGGGGUUUAAAAGGCCGGUGGCCGGUGCCCCAAGCGGUCCCGGCGCCAGGAGCGACCCUUCCCUUUCACCUCUGCCUAUUGGAGACCACUUAGAUAUUGAAGCGGACUGGACGGCUGGAUUCAGGAAGCCAUGAAUCAUGUCAUCAGAAACGAGCUGCAGACUUUAAACUCCGUUCAGCAUGUGGAAGCGGCAGAGAAAUGACCUGUCCAGACAAGCCGGGGCAGCUCAUAAACUGGUUUGUCUGCUCCCUCUGCGUCCCUCCAGUGUGUAAACUCUGGAGCAGCCGGCGUCCCAGGACCAGACGGAACCUCUUGCUGGGCACUGCCUGUGCCAUCUACCUGGGUUUCCUGGUGAGCCAGGUUGGCAGGGCCUCCUUCCAGCAUGGGCAGGACAUUGACAGAGGCCCACCCCACAGCCGUGACAUCUCCAAGGUAUCCUUCCCUGAGAUCCCCCUGGAUGGUACCCUGGCCCCUCCAGAUUCUCAGGGCAAUGGGAGCACACUGCAGCCCAACGUGGUGUACAUUACCCUACGCUCCAAGCGCAGCAAGCCUGCCAAUAUCCGUGGCACGGUGAAACCCAAGCGCAGGAAGAAGUAUGCCCUGGCAUCUCUAGCCCCUGGUCAGGAGGCACUGGUUAAACCAUCCUUUAUCCUGCAGGAAGUUGCACCGGCAGCAGACGCUGAAGUACCUGGCUAUGAUCAGGGCUCCCUGACUAAGGUUGGAGAACGACCCUGGAGGGUGUUGCGUGGUCCUGGCAUCAGAACUGGGGGUUCAAACUUGCGGCAGCCUAGGGCCCGAGAGAGCAACAUUAGGAUUUACAGUGAGAGCGCCCCCACAUGGCUGAGCAAAGAAGACAUCCGCAGAAUGCGCCUGCUGGCUGAUGGCGAGGUGACGAGCAUCCUCCCAGCAGUUUCUAAAAGUGGUGCCAGCUUGCUGGUGUUGGAAGGGAGCACCUCAGGCUCUGUGCCUGGCUGCGGGCCUAGCCCCUGUGGGCUACUCAAGCAGCCCCUGGACAUGAGUGAAGUGUUUGCCUUCCACCUGGACAGGAUUUUGGGUCUCAAUAGGACCCUGCCAUCUGUGAGUAGGAAACCGGAGUUCAUCCAAGAUAGCCGCCCUCGCCCUUUCAUUUUCUGGGACUCAUCUCUAGCAUCAGCGAGCAAUGAUAGCCAUUCUUCUGUUAAGAUCACCUGGGGAACUUAUCAGCAGUUGCUAAAACAGAAGUGCUGGCUGAAUGGCCGGGUUCCCAGACCUGAGUGGGGCUGCUCUGAAGUCCAUCACCACGAGUGGUCCAAAAUGGCUCUCUUCGAUUUUUUGUUACAGAUUUAUAAUCGCUUAGAUACAAAUUGCUGUGGAUUCAGACCUCGCAAGGAGGAUGCCUGUGUGCAGAACGGACUGAGGCCAAACUGUGAGCACCAGAAUUCUGUGACUUUAGCACACAUUGUCCAGCGAAAGAGUGACCCAAGGCAUUUGGUCUUCAUAAACAACAAGGGCUUCUUUGACAGAAGCGAAGACAACUUAAACUUCAAACUGCUCGAAGGCAUCCGAGAGUUUCCAGACUCUGCCGUUUCUGUGUUGAAGAGCCAGCACUUGCGCCAGAAGCUCCUUCAGUCUCUCUUCCUUGACAAGGUUUACUGGGAGAGUCAAGGAGGCAGGCCAGGCAUCGAGAAGCUCAUUGACGUGGUGGAACAGAGAGCCAGAAUCCUUGUCACCUACAUCAAUGCGCAUGGCGUCAAAGUACUGCCUAUGAACGAGUGACGAAGGGCCUUGUGCCUCCAGGGCUGCACAUGUGUGACUUUUGGGUUUUCUUAAAUACAGCACAUCAACCAUAAGUGUUUCUAGGAGGGAGGCUGCGUAGCUGAAUGUAUAAAACUGACCCAGUAUAUAUCAUAAACCCAGUUUAAAAAAAAGUUUGCAGAGUUGAAAGAUAUGCAUAUUCAAGGAGUAUGGGAAUAGCAUAUUGCUUGCAAAAUGCCUGAUAGUAUUUUUUUUGCCUAACACUCUGGCAUGUGUGUCUCAGCCUUGUUAUUACACAACAGCCCCAAUUAUUAUUCCCACUAAUAUUUAAACCAUUGUCAUUGCCAUUUGAUGGAGCAAUAUCAACCAGAGGCACUGACUCUUCUCGUAAACCAUUCUCAUGCCGUUUGACCAAUCUGACCAGCUCCCAGCAGAGAGUUUAUUGACGUUAUCCUGAUGAUGAUAUUACAACCAUUUCCCUAACCCUAUCCAGAAGCAAUUUUACAUCGGGAAACUGGAACACGUGGGCUGUGAAAGCAGCAGAGUCUUGAAACACCUUAUAAGCAGACAUGGUAGUAGAUUCAUUUGGAAAACAGCAGUGUAUUUUCCUAGAGUCCAUAAACAAUCAGUUCUCUCUGAUCAACUAAAAUCUCACACCCAUUCCUUUUAAGAAAUCAACCAUCACCAUAGAAAUAUCUGUAUGUAACAAUGGCUAUAUUAGUUCACUUUACUCUCUUAAUUUUGAUUCAAUUUAUGUCUGGAGUUUAGAAAACUAAACCGCUAUAAGGCAUGAUGUUACCUACUUGAAAACUUAUUUUGUGGCAUCUCUUAAUGUUCUUAUACGUUGGUUGGUUGGUUGGUUUUUUGCAAAAAUGAUUAUAAUGUCUCAUGUAGUCCAGGCUGACUUUGAACUCCUUAUACAUCUGAGGAUGCCCUUGAUCUUCUGGUGCUCCAUCCCCCAAGUGUUAGGAUUAUAGAUGUGUGCCACCAUGCCCAGCAGUGCCUGCUCUCAGACUCAGAGCUUCGUUCAUGCUAGAUAGGUGCUGUGUGAUUAAGCCCAUGACCCCAGGGCUUGUUUGUUUGAUUUUAGUUUUGCAAGACAAGGUUUCUCUGUGUGUAGCCCUGGCUGUCCUGGAACUCCCUCUAUAGACCAGGCUGGCCUCGAACUCACAGAGAUCUGCCUGCCUCUGCCUCCCGAGUGCUGGGAUUAAAGGCAUGUGCCACCAGCGCCUGGCUCCCAGCCCUCUUUUAAUGACUGUUUGUUUAGUAAAUUGCCAUUUAUAAAGGAUAUGCUGUAAUUUCUGCAGUUUUUUUUAAUCAUAGAAGACUUCUUUUGUAUAAUUAGGUUUCAUCUGAUUUAAUUGUUGUUAUCUAGGAAUUGAUGAUAAGUCCACAUAUUAAAUAUAUUAUGUCGAUCAAUUCAAUAUGAGAAAUCUCAGUGAAACCCAACCUGCGUGACUGGAUCUUUUCAAGACAAGCACACAACUAGAGAACAUGGGGCAACAAAUUGGCAAAAUUAAGCCUCAAACAAUUCUCCUCCGAAUCCCUCUACCAGCUUUUUAGUUUGGUUGGGAUGACUGAGGUGUACAGUGUGGUUCAUGCUCUGAAUUGUUCUGUCCUUGGGGAAUAUGCAAUGUUGUCACAUUUUCUACUUAUAAGGAGGCUCUGAAUCCAGAACCAAUUAUUUCUCUCACUUUUAGCUCUCCUGCCCCUUAUUUAAAAGCUGGUUGAUUAACCUGAGGUGGUGAUGCAUACCUGAAUUCCUAGAACCCGGGUAGCUGAGGAAGGAGGAUUGCAACUCUGAAGACAGUCUGGUCUGCAUAGUGACAUCCUGUCUGAAAUGUAUCCUUCCCUUCACAAACGCUGACUUUUUCUUUCUUUGGAAGUUUAAAAAUAAAACGUUACAAUUUUUUU